This is a messenger RNA of Lepus europaeus (European hare), 1422 nucleotides long. RefSeq names its product keratin 24 (gene KRT24). The coding region runs from base 1 to 1422 and encodes 473 amino acids. Lineage: Eukaryota; Metazoa; Chordata; Mammalia; Lagomorpha; Leporidae. The record is from RefSeq and is a predicted model, not a curated record. Gene Ontology annotation, molecular function: structural molecule activity. The transcript has 8 exons.
AUGUCUCUCUCAUCUCGAGUCUCUUCCUCCAGGGCUGGGGGCAGCAGGGCGGCUGCAGGCGGAAGCAGAAGCGAUCUGGGGACCCACGGGGGUGCCGGCGGCUGUGGCCUGAGCCGGGGGUUUAGAGUCGGCUUUGGAGGGGGCAUUGGAGGGGGCGGUUUGGGAGGAGUCGCCGGCUGCGGAGCUGGCUGUGGUGGGGGCUCUGGAUUCGGCAGCGGUGCUGGCGGGAGCUUCUGCGGCUAUGGUGCUGGCGUGGGAGGUGGUGUUAGCCACGGGGGGCUUCUCUCUGGAGGUGAAAAGCAAACCAUGCAGAAUCUCAACGACCGCCUCGCCAGUUACCUGGGCAAGGUCAGAGCCCUGGAGCAGGCCAACGCUGACCUGGAGAACAGGAUCCAGCAGUGGUAUGUCAGACUCGGGCCAGGGUCUAGAGACGGCGGAUCUGGACGGGACUACAGCAAAUACUACUCAAUGAUUGAGGAUCUCAGGAACCAGAUCGUCAAUGCCACUGCUGACAAUGCGGGGCUUAUUCUGCGAACUGACAACGCCAGACUGGCGGCCAAUGACUUCAGGCUGAAGCACGAGAAAGAGCUGUCUCUCCGGCGGAGCGUGGAGGCCGACAUCAGUGGCCUCCGCCAAGUCCUGGAUGAGCUGACCCCGACGUGCUCCGACCUGGAGAUGCAGGUGCAGACUCUCACAGAGGAGCUGGCUUUGCUGAAGACAAGCCACGAGGAGGAAAUGAAGAGUAUCCAAGGGCGCUCUGGAGGAGACGUGACCGUAGAAAUAAAGGCCGCCCCGGGAACCGACCUGACUACGCUGCUGAAUGACAUGCGGGCACAGUACGAGGCGCUGGCCGAGCAGAACCGGCGGGAAGCGGAGGAGCAGUUCAACAAGCAGAGCGCAUCGCUACAAGCACAGAUUUCUACGGAUGCUGGGGCAGCCAGUUGGGCCAAGAACGAGAUAACCGAGCUGAAACGCACUCUCCAAGCCCUGGACAUUGAGCUUCAGUCCCAGCUGGCCAUGAAAAGCUCCCUGGAAGGGACGCUGGCUGAAACGGAAGCUGGUUAUGUGGCUCAGCUGUCAGAAACUCAAAGGCAGAUCGGCAGCCUGGAGGAGCAGCUCCGGCAGAUCCGAGGCGAGACCCAGUGCCAGCGUGCGGAAUACGAGUGCCUGCUGGACACCAAGACACGCCUGGAGAUGGAGAUCGAGACCUACCGCCGUCUGCUCGAUGGAGAGGGAGGCUCUGGUUCUGGAAGAUCGGACUUUAGAGACCUAGGAUCCAGGGACUCGAGAUCUGAAAGCCACUCUGGCCAACAGAGAGAUCCCAACAAGAUGAGAGUGACCAAGACCAUCAUAGAGGAGGUGGUGGACGGCAGAGUCGUCUCGUCUCAAGUGAGCAACAUUUCCGAGGUGAAAAUCAAAUAA